CUCCGGCGGCAGCUGAUGCGCGCCCCGCCGGCCGGGAGGCGGGAGUCCGCGAGCCCGGAGCGGGAGCCGCCAAGGUCUAGCCGCUGGGCGCUGCGGGCCGGGGGCGUGAGGAGGCCACAGGACGGGCGUCUUCCCGGCGAGUGGAGCCUGGCGCGGGGCCCGCUGCGGCUGCACCGUGUGGGGAGUAGGCCGAGGAGGACGCGGCGCCGGCAGCCGGCGGGAGGAAGCGCUCUACCAGGGCCCCCGACGGCACUCGUUUAACCACAUCCGCGUCUCCGCUGGAAACGCUUGCUGGCGCCUGUCACCGGUUCCCUCCAUUUUGAAAGGGAAAAAGGCUCUCCCCACCCCUUCCCCUGCCCCUAGGAGCUGGAGCCGGAGGAGCCACGCUCAUGGCGUUCAGCCCGUGGCAGAUCCUGUCCCCCGUGCAGUGGGCGAAAUGGACGUGGUCUGCGGUACGCGGCGGGGCCGCUGGCGAGGACGAGGCCGGCGGGCCCGAGGGCGACCCCGAGGAGGAAGACUCGCAAGCCGAGACCAAAUCCUUGAGUUUCAGCUCGGAUUCUGAAGGUAAUUUUGAGACCCCUGAAGCUGAAACCCCGAUCCAAUCACCUUUCAAGGAGUCCUGUGAUCCAUCACUGGGAUUGGCAGGACCUGGGGCCAAAAGCCAAGAAUCACAAGAAGCUGAUGAAGAGCUUGUAGCAGAAGUGGUUGAAAAAUGUUCAUCUAAGACUUGUUCUAAACCUUCAGAAAAUGAAGUGCCACAGCAGGCCAUUGACUCUCACUCAGUCAAGAAUUUCAAAGAGGAGCCUGAACGUGAUUUUAGCAAAAUUUCCAUUGUGAGGCCAUUUUCAAUAGAAACGAGGGAUCCCACGGAUAUCUCGGCAGCCCUUGGAACAAAAGCAGCUUAUGGCUGUGUAACUGCGAUCUCAGGCAAGGCUCUGCCUUCCAGCCCGCCAGACACCCUCCAGGACGAGGCGAUGACGGAAGGCAGCAUGGGGGUCACCCUUGAGGCCUCCACAGAAGCCGAUCUAAAAGCUGGUAACUCCUGUCCAGAGCCUGUGCCCAGCAGAAGAAGCAAGCUGAGAAAGCCCAAGCCUGUCCCCCUGAGGAAGAAAGCAAUUGGAGGAGAGUUCUCAGACACCGACGCUGCUGUGGAGGGUACACCUCUCCCCAAAGCAUCCUACCACUUCAGUCCCGAAGAGCUGGAUGAGAACACAAGUCCUUCGCUAGGAGGUGCCAGGUUCCAGAAGUCUCCCCCUGACCUUAAAGAAACUCCCGGCACUCUCAGUAGUGACACAAACGACUCAGGGGUUGAGCUGGGGGAGGAGUCCAGGAGCUUACCUCUCAAGCUUGAGUUUGAUUUCACAGAAGAUAUGGGAAACAUAGAGGCCAGGAAAGCCCUUCCAAGGAAGCUUGGCAGGAAACCGGGUAGCAAACUGAUUCCCAAGAUGCAAAAAGAUGGCAUCAGUAAGUCAGCAGGUUUAGAACAGCCUACAGACCCAGAGGCACGUGACGGGCCUCUCUCCCAAACAUCUUCCAAGCUAUAUCCUAGUCAGUGGGAAAACACCAGCUUCAACCCCUUUGGGAGCCACUCUAUUCUGCAGAACUCCCCAUCCUUGUCUUCUGAGGGUUCCUACCACUUUGACCCAGAUAACUUUGACGAAUCUGUGGAUCCCUUUAAACCAACUGCGACCUUAACAAGCAGUGACUUUUGUUCUCCCACUGGUAAUCAUGUUAAUGAAAUCUUAGAAUCACCCAAGAAGGCAAAGUCGCGUUUAAUAACGAGUGGCUGUAAGGUGAAGAAGCAUGAAACUCAGUCUCUCGCUUUGGAUGCAUGUUCCCAGGAUGAAGGAGCAGUGAUCUCCCAGAUUUCAGACAUUUCUAAUAGGGAUGGCCAUGCUACCGAUGAGGAGAAACUGGCAUCCACGUCAUGUGGUCAGAAAUCAGCUGGGGCCGAGGUGAAAGGUGAGCCAGAGGAAGACCUGGAGUACUUUGAAUGUUCCAAUGUUCCCGUGUCUACCAUAAAUCAUGCGUUUUCAUCCUCAGAAGCAGGCAUAGAGAAGGAGACGUGCCAGAAGAUGGAAGAAGACGGGUCCACUGUGCUUGGGCUGCUGGAGUCCUCUGCAGAGAAGGCUGCUGUGUCAGUGUCCUGUGGAGGUGAGAGCCCCCUGGAUGGGAUUUGCCUCAGCGAAUCAGACAAGACAGCCGUGCUCACCUUAAUAAGAGAAGAGAUAAUCACUAAAGAGAUUGAAGCAAAUGAAUGGAAGAAGAAAUAUGAAGAGACCCGGCAAGAAGUUUUGGAGAUGAGAAAAGAGAGUUAUGAGCCAUGAAAUGACUAAAGAUGAAAUCAAAGUAGAGGAGAAGAAAAGGCAUAAAUAAUUCACACACUGUGUGGUCAACACUUGAAUGAUUAAAAAACAUUUUAAAUAUAUCCCUCUAAUUUGUUGCUCUUGUAUUAUUUGUCUUUUAAGCAUUUCCUGGGUGUAAGGCCCUUUGCUGGGCUUGAUGGAAAGGAAGGGACAUUCCUGCUCUGAGAGAGUGGUAGCCAUACAUAAUAACCAACUUGGAUAUGACGUCAAAAGUGAUGGGGGCACCACUAUGGAGGGCAGGGGAGGACGUGAUGUGGCUCACAGAGCACCCAGCACUGGACUGGGUCAGAAGGACAUUGUCACUCUUCACUAGAGGAAAGGUUAACCCAAGAGGAUGAUCUUUAAAGUCUUCGAAUAAGUGAAAUACUUUCGGAAUUAGGUCACAAAAUAAAACUUGUAACUGAAUCAGAGGUAGAGUGUCUGAAAGGGUGGAUUGAGGUCAGGAAAGCCUAAGGUCAGAUCGCAUCUCUUAGGAAGAGCCCAGAAGAAUAUCUUUAACUUAGUUUGUAAAAGAUUGACUCGUCUAAGCAAAAUGAAUCUAUUUCCUUGCGAUAUUCAAAUAGGUACAAAGAGAAAGGGAAGGCAGUUGUUUCUAUAAGUAAAAUGUAAGUUUGACUAAGCAUAAAAUCUUAACAGAAACCUUUUUUGAACCUUAAGAAACCUUAUAUAAUGUAAAAAAAAAAAAAAAAAGAGAGAGAGAGAUAACAAGAGCC
Messenger RNA from Piliocolobus tephrosceles (Ugandan red Colobus), 3079 nucleotides. It is a transcript of the gene TACC1, whose product is annotated as transforming acidic coiled-coil containing protein 1. The record is from RefSeq and is a predicted model, not a curated record. The coding region runs from base 390 to 2327 and encodes 645 amino acids. The transcript is spliced from 9 exons. NCBI's taxonomy places the organism in Eukaryota, Metazoa, Chordata, Mammalia, Primates, Cercopithecidae. Gene Ontology annotation, biological process: mitotic spindle organization; cerebral cortex development; nuclear migration. Gene Ontology annotation, cellular component: cytoplasm.